AUGGGCGGGGCUGGGGAAGUCUGUGUGGGAUGGACAGAGCUCCAUUUGCCCCAGCUGGGCUUGCUGGAGCUGAGGGAGGGCCUGGAGAAACUGGGGGUGGGAGAUGGGGCCUAUAGGCCCCAGCUGGCAUCUGGUGGAUUGAUUGGGCUGGCCCCCCUGCUUGUCUCUGCCCAGCAAAAGAGAGGGCUGGGCCCAGGAGGGGAGGUUAAAGGGGCACCACAGCCCCUCCGCUUGUUCUCUGCCCCCAGCCUGAGCAGUGAGAGGCGUCGCUGGGAGCUGGCGCAGAUCGGGGUGGAGAACCAGCGGCUCGCAGGGCAGCUGAGGCAGCAGCAGUCAGAGCACGCCCGGGAGCCCUGGGAGCGCCACUGGGAGAGGGUGGAGCUCAUCCGCAACGGCAUCGCCCGCUACCCCCGCAGCUUGCGGGCCCCCCAGACAGUGCCCAAGGAACAGAGGCAGGAAGCUCUGAGCAGCGGGUUCCCCUCUUUGGGACACGAGGAGAGGCGGAGGGCAAACACUGUGCCCCUGAGGAUGGCAAGAGGAGCAGCCAUGCCACACCGAGGGGCUCCUGGAGAUGUGGGGCCGUCUCCUCGCCAGAGGCUGGGACAGCUGUGGAGACCUUGUCCUCAGCGAUCAGCUCGGUGUGAAGGCACUGUCCCAGCCAGCGGGGCACCUCAGGGCACUGGAGCCUCAGCCCAACAAACCACCACAGCAGCUGUGCUGUCACCAAGAGGACUGGCCAGGUGA
This is a messenger RNA of Caretta caretta (loggerhead turtle), 744 nucleotides long. The record is from RefSeq and is a predicted model, not a curated record. Lineage: Eukaryota; Metazoa; Chordata; Testudines; Cheloniidae.